CACUCAGGGUCUAAAUGUGAGACCAACAAGUUACGUCCCGAUCAUUGCAACAAACCUGGGCAAAGCAUCUACCAGAAACCAGUUUCUGCAGCACGAAAAGGUCCCACAGGAAAGAGAGGCUGCACGAAAAAUGCACUCCUGAAGAAACCCAAGAAAGUGCAUCCAGGGAAGAAGGCUUUAAAAUGUAAUGACUGUGGGAAAACCUUUAGUCAAAGCUUGUCUCUGAAACUUCAUCAGAAUUCCCACACUGAAGAGAGACCUUACGAAUGUAGUCAUUGUAGCAAAGCCUUCAGACAGGUCUCAUCCCUCCUCCUCCAUCAGAGAAUUCACAGUGGAAAGAAAAGCCACGAAUGUGAUGAAUGUGGGGAAAGCUUCACGCAAAGAACCACGCUUCUUCUACAUGAGAAAAGUCAUGGUGGAAAGGGAACCUUUGACUGUGGGAAGGCCUUGAGUCCGUGUCCAACCCUCAGGAUACAUCAGAAAACUCUUCUUGAUGAAAAUGCCCACCAGUGCAGGAAGCGUGGGAAAUCCUUCAUUCGAAGGUCAUCCCUUUCACUUCAUAGGAAGAUCCACAAGGGAAAGAAAAUCCACGAAUGCAGUAAAUGUGGGAGAGGCUUCCGAAAGAAAUCAGUCCUUGUUCUACAUAAAAGAGUUCAUGCUGGAGAGAAAACCAAUGAGGGUGAGAAGGCCUCGAGUCAGCAGAGCAGCCACCAUGUAGAGAAUCCUUAUAAAUGUAGAAAAUGCGGGAAAUCUUUUAGUAGGAUCGCAUCCAUCAUGCUUCAUCAGAGAAUUCAUGCUUCGGAGAAACCCUACAAAUGCCCUAAGUGUGAGAAGGUGUUCCAGCGGCUUUCAACCCUUAUCCUGCAUCUAAAAAUUCACAGUGGAGAGAAACUGUACAGGUGCAAUAAAUGCGAGAAGGUCUGUCAUCGGCAUUCGUCCCUCAUUCAACAUCAGAAAGUCCACACAAGGAAAAAGAAACUCUUUGAAUGUAAGGAAUGUGGGAAGAUGUUUUCUGAAACUGCCAACCUUAAAAUACAUCAGAACAUUCAUUCUGAAGAGAAGCCUUUCAAAUGCAACAAGUGUAGUAAAGUUUUCGGCCGCCAGUCAUUUCUUAUUGAACAUCAGAGAAUUCAUACCGGAGAAAAACCGUACCAGUGCGAGGAAUGUGGGAAAGCCUUCAGUCACCGAAUAUCUCUCACGCGUCACAAGAGAAUCCACACGGAAGACAGGCCGUAUGAGUGCGAUCAGUGUGGCAAGGCCUUCAGUCAGAGCGCGCACCUCGCCCAGCACGAAAGGAUCCACACUGGAGAGAAACCGUACACGUGCAAGACCUGCGGGAAGGCCUUCAGUCAGCGCACUUCCCUUAUUCUGCACGAAAGAAGUCACACAGGAGAGAAACCCUACGAAUGUAAUGAGUGUGGGAAGGCCUUCAGCAGUGGCUCGGACCUCAUCCGGCAUCAGAGAAGUCAUUCCUCAGAGAAGCCCUACGAAUGCAGUAAAUGUGGGAAGGCGUACAGCCGGAGCUCAUCCCUGGUUCGACAUCAGAAUUCACAUGCAGAAGAAAAAGCCUAAGGGUGUUAACAAAAGCAAAGACUGAGUCUCAAAGGAGCAGAUGCAGAGGCAAGGGGAAAGUGCAUUGGUCUCUAACAUACAUUUUGUAAAAAUGGGGCCGUUUGAUGAUGCUUCCCCCUUUGAAAGCCAAAGGACAAAAGUCCUUGAUGACUUUGACCUAAGAAUCUGAAGUCAGCUGAGGCAGAGACCUUAUCAUAGGUCUUCAUUCAGCUCAGAUGGUUGGAUCAGUCAUUUUUCAUAAAGACAGUUCUUCAUUUGAUAAGAAUC
Myotis lucifugus (little brown bat) is the source of this 1839-nucleotide messenger RNA. Its product is annotated as zinc finger protein 667-like. NCBI's taxonomy places the organism in Eukaryota, Metazoa, Chordata, Mammalia, Chiroptera, Vespertilionidae. The transcript has a single exon. Gene Ontology annotation, biological process: negative regulation of transcription by RNA polymerase II; regulation of immune system process; regulation of cytokine production. The annotation marks the transcript as partial. The record is from RefSeq and is a predicted model, not a curated record.